Columba livia (rock pigeon) is the source of this 4445-nucleotide messenger RNA. RefSeq names its product protein tyrosine phosphatase non-receptor type 1 (gene PTPN1). Gene Ontology annotation, cellular component: early endosome; endoplasmic reticulum; cytoplasm. The transcript is spliced from 9 exons. Gene Ontology annotation, biological process: negative regulation of PERK-mediated unfolded protein response; peptidyl-tyrosine dephosphorylation; negative regulation of ERK1 and ERK2 cascade. The record is from RefSeq and is a predicted model, not a curated record. Lineage: Eukaryota; Metazoa; Chordata; Aves; Columbiformes; Columbidae. Gene Ontology annotation, molecular function: non-membrane spanning protein tyrosine phosphatase activity; protein kinase binding. Bases 38 to 1456 code for a protein of 472 amino acids.
GGUUGCGUAGUUCCGGCGGGGAGAAGGGAGGGGUGACAUGCAGAGCAGGCAGCCGCGGCCUCGGGAGCAGCCGGAGACGGAGCUGCCGGAGCGGCGGGCGGGAGCGGCAGCGGCGCUGGGGGGCCAGGCCUGGCGCGGCGUCCCCACCAUGGAGAUCGAGAAGGAGUUCCACCGGCUCGACCAGGCCGCCAGCUGGGCCGCCAUCUACCAGGACAUCAGGCACGAAGCCAGUGAUUUUCCAUGUAAAGUGGCCAAACAUCCCAGAAACAAAAAUAGGAAUAGGUACAGAGAUGUCAGCCCCUUUGAUCACAGUCGAAUUAAGCUAAACCAAGGUGACAAUGACUAUAUCAAUGCUAGUUUGAUAAAAAUGGAAGAGGCCCAAAGGAGCUACAUCCUUACGCAGGGACCUUUGCCAAAUACUUGUGGUCACUUUUGGGAGAUGGUUUGGGAACAGAAAAGCCGUGGAGUUGUCAUGUUGAACAGAGUGAUGGAAAAGGGAUCGGUAAAGUGUGCACAGUACUGGCCACGGAAGGAGGAGAAAGAAAUGGUUUUUGAAGAUACAAACUUGAAACUAACUUUGAUAUCUGAAGAUAUAAAAUCAUAUUACACAGUACGACAGCUAGAAUUGGAAAACCUUACAACACAGGAAACCAGAGAGAUUCUGCACUUUCAUUACACCACGUGGCCUGACUUCGGUGUCCCAGAGUCACCCGCUUCGUUCCUCAACUUCCUGUUCAAAGUGCGCGAGUCGGGCUCGCUGGGCCGCGGGCACGGCCCGGUGGUGGUGCACUGCAGCGCCGGCAUCGGCCGCUCCGGCACCUUCUGCUUGGUGGACACGUGUCUGCUGCUGAUGGACAAACGGAAAGAUCCUUCUUCUGUGGACGUUAAACAGGUUCUCCUGGAGAUGAGAAAGUACAGAAUGGGACUCAUACAAACUGCAGAUCAGCUCCGUUUCUCCUACUUGGCUGUUAUUGAAGGAGCAAAAUUCAUUAUGGGAGACGCUUCAGUGCAAGAGCAGUGGAAAGAGCUCUCCAACGAAGACCUGGCCCCACCACCCGACCAUACGCCGCCACCUCCCAGACCACCAAAGCGAACCUCGGAAAUGCACAACGGAAAGAUGCACGAGCACACGGAAUUCUUCCCCAAACACCAAGGAGCAGAGGAAGAGAUGAGCUGUUCGGUCAGCGCUGUGGAAGAGGCGGUUCCAGAUGGCAGAGCUCACUCGUCUGUACCACUCAGCACAGACAGCACUAGUCAAGACACUGAAAUCCGGAGGAGAACUGUUGGUGAAAACCUGCGUCUCUCGCCCCACAAAGACGAGUCGAUGAAGUCAGAAAACUCAGAAGAGGAUGAUGAUAACAUGGUGACGACUUGGAAGCCAUUCCUAGUGAACAUAUGCAUGUUCACGUUCCUGACGGCAGGAGCUUAUCUCUGUUACAGGGUGUGUUUUCAUUGACGGACGCGCCAGCGAGAUGGACCCUGCAGCAACACCGACUUGAUGGGUUUGUAAUGAGCUUCUCUGACAGACGCUGAUGGAGGCACGUGCGCCUGGUCUCGGUGGAGGUAGAUCUUGGGGGAAAGGCCAGAACUUUGGGUAGGGCUUAAAGAGAAUUGAUGCACUAGGGUUUUUUUCAGCCCUGUGGUCCCAAGAACAUAAUAUUCUAAUCUCAGGGCCUUAAAAUAUUCAGGAGUAAGCAGAGAAAAUGCCAAAUAGUCUGUUUUCCUUUUUUUUUCUUUUUUUUAAACUAAAUAAUAGAAUUACAACACGUUGUUGUUUUUAGCCUUUUUAAAAAGCCAGUUCUUUUUCGUUUGUGUUUCAGAAAAACUAGGCACAAGUGAAACUUGCUUGUACUCUCCAAGUGUUGUAACCAAAUCCAUCACUUACAUUGAUGAGUUCCCCAAAACAAUAGAAAGAACCCCACAUACGUGAAGAAUGUAACUUUGGAAGGGGAAGGCGUGGGUGGCGGGGACGGGGUUGGGGUUGGGUUUUUGUUUUGGUUUUUAACUUGCUUCAUCAUUAAAGACUGAGUUGUGGGCAGUGCCUGUGGUAUUGAUAUAUUUAAUCUUGGCAUAACUGUUCUUAAAGAGCUUAUUGUUUUACAUGUGUUUAUAGAAACAGGCUUCUGCAUUUGCUCAGGGUAUCCCGACAUGUCAAGCUCUUUUUUUAUUUCCUUUAUCUCCUCAUUGACUUUUGUUGCACUCUACUUGCACAUAUGCCUAUUUACAUUGCACCAUCCUUUGUAAAGCUGUUUUUACUUUUAUAUUCUGGGUUAGGAGAGGUUGAGGGGAGGGAGAGAAACAGGAAAAAGAAAUUCAACCCGAACCCGUCCACCAGCAUUUCGCAGCCGUGCGGUUGGCAGUCAAAGGACCAGUGCUUAAACCUCCUCAUUUGGAAUGUAAAAGGCAGUUUCGCUGGACGUGAGCUCCACGCGAACGGCGCGUCAGGAAGCGGCUCGGCCACCCCGAGCGAUCGCAGCUUCCUGGAGCCACGGCAAGCUCGCCAGGAGACGCGUGGGUCUGCGGACGGAUCAGCUGGCUGGCGAUACAAGUGUUUGUGUGGUCUGCUUUUCUUUAAAGCAAAGAUUUUAAAGUACUGGCUUUAGUUUGGCUUGAGAUGCGCUUUUCGGGGCGGGUGGGCCUGUCCUGUGCCACCCCGUCCCCAGCCUGUUCCGCGACUCGGAUCAUGUAAAGUGCUUGUAAAUACGGAUUUGGGUGCAUUGGUAGAACUGUGACUGGAAGUGGGCGUUGUCGUUCCGCUUGUUAGUACCAAAUUAUUAAUAGUUUAAACAAUAAUAGCAAAGAUUUCUUUGCUUGCAUCAUGAGGCAGCGGAUGGGAGUAGAGUCACUACGGAAGGUCGUAGUGAUUGAAACUAAACCAUGACAGCUGGUUUGCAACAGUGUUACUAAUCAGUUCUUUUUAUUUUUAAAGGCUUAGAUGUAUAGCACUUCCCAUUCUCAGUGCAGACAUGGCUAUGGAGUCUCUUACGUAUCUCUCUCCACUCCGUAUUUAUUUUUGCUGUGGCUCUUCCUGCAGUGAAUAACUUGCCGAACUGGGGCGAGGGAGGUGGGAGUUAUUUCUAUUUUGUGUUUUGCUAAGCUUGCAUCAAGGGCUUUUCAAAAGUACAAUAAUAAAUCCUCAGGUAGUACUGGGAAUCAAUACUUUACCUGUGAGACUGUUGGUCAGACCAGUACUUGAAAGGAGGAAUGUUGUAAUCAGUCAAUAUUUAGUUAUAUUAUUGGAAACAUGAAAAAUGAGUAUAGAAAAAUGGUAAUAUAUAAUGGCUCCUCUGUGUAUUUAAGAUACAGUAUGUGAUUGCUUUGUCCCCACUGUUCUCUCCAUCAUCUGGUAGAAUAUUGGUCUGAGGCAACAUUUGUACCCCAUUUGUAUUAAAUGCAUGUGAAGUCUCCUCGUGUCCUGGUUGAAUUCCGUGUGCUUGAAAGGUGAAAGAACCUCUAUUUCUGCUUAACUGAUGUGCCCAAAUUAUAUUUGCAUGACCUGAUCGUUAAGUGGCUGUGGUUCCAAGGGACGGACUGAUGUGGUGUUCAUCAGAAAACAUGCACUCACCCAAUACCCGGCAUGACUUCAGUUCCCGCGGCCUCGGUGUAGCGCGGGUGUUGCGCAUGGUUCCUUUCUGCUGAGUAAGCGUAGUACAGACAUUCCAGAGGGUGCGUGAGCCCUGUCCACACCUCCCGCUGCUCCCGGGGCCUUGGGGGGGAGCGGGAGCUCAGGACACAGCCGGGGCUGCGCAACCACGGGCUCGACGUGCCGCCCCGUUUCCAAACGCUCUGUCACGAGGGGAUAUUUUAAAUCUUCGGUUUGACAGGCAAACAAAGCGUCCUUCCCUUGAACCCAGAAUAACUCGCUUAUUCUAACAAGAGCAACUUUCUGCAGCUGAGAAAGGUUUGAACACCCGCUUUGUGCCACUGGGCUUCGCUGGUUCUUGGAGCUGCUGGAAGCCCGACCGUACGUUGUCCUGGCACAGACGGGAAUAGCCCACGAGCCCGGGAGGUGUGGAGGCUUAAUACUGAACUGUAAACAUUUUUGUUCUGAUGUCCUGUAUAUGUAUGUAGUAGUUUGGGUGUGUAUAUACAGUAGCGUUUCAAAGUGGGUGUAUUGGUUAACCUGUUCUUGGAAAAAUGGACAAAUAUCCAUGUUAAACUUGUUAGAAAGUUAGUGAGCUGCUCUGCUAUAUGCCUUAAGCAAAUAUUUACUCAUCAGGUCUUUCUUUUUUACAGAUUGCCAUAGAAGAAACUUUUUUUAAAAAAAAAUUAAAAAACAAAAAAGCUAAAUGUUUUGGUAUAAUACAUUUUCAGGUAUCUUGUCUUUUGUGUAAGCCGCUGCAAAAACCUCACAGGUUACAGUAAAGUUGUACAGUUUUUCAAUUUCCCAUACGACUUUUCGGUUCUCAUUUUAGUUGUAACAAUAAAAUUCUUUUUUUAAAGAA